Molecule: messenger RNA, 4246 nt
Organism: Oncorhynchus nerka (sockeye salmon)
Lineage: Eukaryota; Metazoa; Chordata; Actinopteri; Salmoniformes; Salmonidae
Product: excitatory amino acid transporter 5-like
Exons: 9
Biological process (GO): L-glutamate transmembrane transport
Cellular component (GO): plasma membrane
Molecular function (GO): L-glutamate transmembrane transporter activity; glutamate:sodium symporter activity; neutral L-amino acid transmembrane transporter activity
Source: RefSeq, a predicted model, not a curated record
CUUCUCCCCCUCCCUUUCUCCAGUCUGAUGUCAGGGCUAGCAGCCCUAGAUGCUAAGUGUUCCAGCAGACUGGGCCUUAUCACCGUGUCUUACUACCUGUGGACCACCUUUGUAGCAGUGGUGGUGGGCAUCAUCAUGGUGUCCGUCAUCCACCCUGGAGGAGCAGCCCAGAAGGAGGACUCCGAGGAUAGCGGCAAGGCCAUCAUGAGCUCUGCCGACGCCCUGCUUGACCUCAUCCGCAACAUGUUUCCAGCUAACUUAGUUCAAGCCACAUUUCAACAGUACCGGACGAGAAGUGUUCCCAUUAUGAAAACGCCGAAGGCCACAGUGAGUCAGAGCCUAUCAGAGUCCACCACAAGGCGAGCACUCAUAUACGGUAUCCAGGACGACAACGGAACAGAGCUCCAGAACUUCUCCUUGGACCUGACUCCUCCCCCAGACGUAUACUUCAAAACAUUACCGGGAACCAGUGACGGAAUGAACGUCCUUGGAAUCGUCAUCUUCUCAGCCACUAUGGGUAUAAUGCUGGGCAGGAUGGGGCCUAACGGCAGCGCCUUGGUCAACUUCUGCCAGAGCCUGAACGAGGCUGUCCUGAAGAUUGUUGCUAUCGUCAUCUGGUACUUCCCAUUCGGCAUCGUGUUCCUGGUGGCCGGUAAGAUCCUGGAGAUGAGUGAUCCGUCGGCCAUGGGUAAGAAGCUGGGUUUCUACGCUGUCACGGUGGUCUUUGGUCUGAUCCUCCAUGGGCUCUUCAUCCUCCCGGCCAUGUACUUCUUCAUCACCAAGAAGAGCCCCAUCGUCUACAUCAGGGGCAUCCUGCAGGCCCUGCUCAUCGCCCUGGCAACAUCCUCUAGCUCUGCAACGCUGCCUAUCACCUUCAAGUGCCUCCUGGAGAACAACCACAUCGACCGACGCAUUAUCCGCUUCGUGCUCCCCGUGGGUGCCACCAUCAACAUGGACGGGACGGCGCUCUACGAGGCCGUGGCUGCCAUCUUCAUCGCCCAGGUCAAUAACUACGAGCUGGACUUUGGACAGAUCAUUACCAUCAGCAUCACUGCCACAGCAGCCAGCAUCGGUGCUGCAGGAAUUCCACAGGCUGGUCUGGUCACUAUGGUGAUCGUGCUAACGUCUGUUGGGUUGCCAACUGAUGACAUCACUCUCAUCAUUGCAGUGGAUUGGGCAUUAGACAGAUUCCGGACCAUGGUGAAUGUUAUGGGGGAUGCGUUGGCCACAGGUAUCAUGGCCCAUAUCUGCAGAAAAGACUUUAUCAAGGAAGGAGAUGGUGUGCCUCUGAUCUGUGAGACCAAGCCCAUGAUAAACAUCCAGCAGCACAUGAACUGUGAGAACAACAACGGUAGCUACCAGCCACCUCCCCAGUGCUCAGGGGAUAAACCAGACGCCUUCCCCCCCGACGUUGCCCGCCUCAUGCAGUUGGAGGAAGGGGUGCGGCCCCCGCCCCCUCCGGAGAGGAAAAAGCCCCCUGUGCCUCCCAGGCAGCUGAAGAAGGAUAAGGACCACUGUGCCAUUGAUAUGAAUGGCCUGGAAACCAACGUAUAGGUCCCAUACCUCACCUCACAUCACCACCACUCAUCCCAGCAGGACUGAUGUGGAAAGCUCCACAGUCCAUCACCAGUUGGAGGUGUUCUUUUUCAACUGAGUCUCGUGGUUCAGUAUGUCGGAAUGAAAGGCCAACGCCACUGGAACUUAUAGAGGUGAAGAUGAAUGAAUAGAUGAACAGAGAGAGCAAUGAUGGAUCCCAUCUUAUUUUUUAUUGUUAUUGUUGACUGAUCGAGUCACUCAUUUUCAUUUUCUGUUUUGUUUGUGAGAAACGUGAGAUUUGUGACAAGACUUUGUCCUGUGCUUUCAUUGAUGGUGGAUAUAGGUAGGGAGCACCAGGAUGGGGGCAGUACAGGCUUCUCUGAAACCUGACUUUGAUGUACUGGGAAAUCAUUAUUUUCCAGGAUUCCUUCAAAGACUCAACACUAGCUGGGAUAACUGAAGCACCGUGACAGUGGAUUUUUAUGGCCAAAGGGAGGACGUUCUGUAUAUGCUGUUCACUUUCCAUAUCACCUAUACACACGGUUCACUUUCCAGACUACCUGUACAGUACACACGGUUCACUUUCCAGACUACCUGUACAGUACACACGGUUCACUUUCCAGACUACCUGUACAGUACACACGGUUCACUUUCCAGACUACCUGUACAGUACACACGGUUCACUUUCCAGACUACCUGUACAGUACACACGGUUCACUCUCCAGACUACCUGUACAGUACACACGGUUCACUUUCCAGACUACCUGUACAGUACACACGGUUCACUUUCCAGACUACCUGUACAGUACACACGGUUCACUUUCCAGACUACCUGUACAGUACACACGGUUCACUUUCCAGACUACCUGUACAGUACACACGGUUCACUUUCCAGACUACCUGUACAGUACACACGGUUCACUUUCCAGACUACCUGUACAGUACACACGGUUCACUUUCCAGACUACCUGUACAGUACACACGGUUCACUUUCCAGACUACCUGUACAGUACACACGGUUCACUUUCCAGACUACCUGUACAGUACACACGGUUCACUUUCCAGACUACCUGUACAGUACACACGGUUCACUUUCCAGACUACCUGUACAGUACACACGGUUCACUUUCCAGACCAUCUGUAUACACAUGUACAUACCUGUACAUCCCAUAGCUGCAUAGCAGGAAAUGCUCAGUCUGUGUGCACUUACUGUAUGUGUGUGGGCCUGUGAACACUCUGCAAGGUGGAAGAACUUUCUCCACUCUUAGAAAUGUGUACAUACUUGUAAUACUAUUUGCAUUGCUUGAGGUACGUAGAUAUUGUCUUUGAUAUUUCAAUUUUAUAAUGUUUAUUUCUUGAUCAUUUUAUUGUCAUCCUGAGCAACAUUUCUGCUGAAGAGCGCAAAUGGGCCAUAUGAGUAAGUUUUGAGGCUUUCGCUACAGUCACUGUCUGCAACAUAAAAUAAGUGAAUCAGACAGCUCUCUUUGUCAUGAAACCGAGCAGAAAAGAGAGAGGAUGACAAGAUGUCAGAAGUCUAAUUAGCCAGCAGCUCCGACCCUCUUGCUUACAGCUGCACUAGGGUCAGACAGCAUUCCUGUGUACAUUGACACCGUGGAGCUGGCGUAAGAUAUGGCUCGGAAAACGUACCUCAAUCCAGGGAUGAGAAAUGCUUUGUACUCUGAAUUGUCCCAUUAAGAUUGAACAACUGCUAAGUUUAAGCAGUCAUUCAAUCUUCUCAGCGUAACAGUUUGGAUAAUGGGACAAUUUGGAGUAUAAUGCAUUUCUCAUCCCUGGAUUGAGGUACGUUUUCCAAGCCAUAUGUCACGGCGGCUCCGAAGUGUCUUUUUUCACACAGCAAUGCUGACCAUCCCUGGUGCAGCUAGCUGUAAGCAAGUGGGUCGGAUCUGCUGGCUAAAGUCUAAUCUGAGAGACAUUGAUCUAUCAAAAAAUUGCCCUUCUUUCAUUUUUCUUCUUUUAUUUAUUUUUAUUUAGUAUUUAUUUUUUGCCUUAACGAAGCCGGUGGUGCUGAGUGGGGGAAAGAGGACUUUUCAAGGUUUAACCACCUUGCUACUGAUCAUGAAAUACCAUUGAUGUUACCCUAUAGAUGAAAGCUUCUCAAUCUUUUUGUACACUGAUAUACAAAGGUUACAUUAUUUUUAAAGCUUUGUCCAUUUCACUUUUCUUCUUUUUUGGAAGUUAUUACAUUUAAAUUACAUGUGAAUAGAGGUGAUGCUUACACGAGACAUUAUUCAUUAAAAGUGGUGUAAAGUACUGAAGUAAAAAUACUUAAAGGUACUGCUUAAGUCGUUUUUUGGGGUAUCUGUACUUUACUUUGCUAUUUAUAUUUUGGACAACUUUAACUUCACUACAUUCCUAAAGAAAAUUAUGUACUACUUAAGAAUUUUUGGGGGUAUCUGUACUUUACUUUGCUAUUUAUAUUUUGGACAACUUUUACUUCACUACAUUCCUAAAGAAAAUGAUGUACUUACUCCAUACAUUUUCCCUGACAGCCAAAAGUACUCAUUACAUUUUGAAUGCAUAGCAGGGCAAUAAAAUUGUCUAAUUCACACACUUUUUAAAAGAACAUCCCUGGUCAUCCCUACAGCCUCUUAUCUGGUGGACUCACUAAACACAUGCUUUGUUUGUAAAUGAUGUCUGAGUGUUGGAGUGUGCCCAUGGCUAUCCGUAAAUAAAUAAAAAAACAAGAAAA